Molecule: messenger RNA, 3754 nt
Organism: Salvelinus fontinalis (brook trout)
Lineage: Eukaryota; Metazoa; Chordata; Actinopteri; Salmoniformes; Salmonidae
Product: lysophospholipid acyltransferase 1-like
Exons: 10
Coding region: 48-1265 (405 amino acids)
Biological process (GO): lipid modification
Cellular component (GO): membrane
Molecular function (GO): acyltransferase activity
Source: RefSeq, a predicted model, not a curated record
UGGCCUUGUUCUCAAUCUGAAUUAAACGUUUCCCCUCCAGGUAUACUAUGAUCAUGUCCGUCAGCUACCUCGCGGUGUGUCAGGUGAGCAGAGUCUUCAUCUAUAACUAUGGGAUCCUCUCAACAGACUUCUCUGGGCCGUUGAUGAUAAUUACCCAGAAAACCACUAUGUUAGCUUUCCAAAUGCAUGAUGGUAUGUGUAAAAAGCGGGAGGACCUCACGUCUGCUCAGAGGCUCCAUGCUGUAGACUCCAAGCCGUCUCUGAUAGAAUACCUGAGCUACAACCUGAACUUCCUCAGUAUCCUGGUGGGACCCUGCAGUCACUAUAAGGACUACAUAGACUUUAUAGAGGGGAGACACGUUCAGAGGAGGCUGAGGAGGCUGUCAGCGUCCAACACUGGACAGAAUGGAUAUGAUAAAGUCCCAGAGCCCUCACCUAUGGCUGCUGUCACACGUAAACUGCUGAUCUGUGCUGUGUGCAUGGUUUUGUUCCUGACCCUCACCAAAGCCUUCCCCGUCACAUAUAACGUUGACAGCCAUUUCGUCAACGAGGCACCUUUCCUAACCAGACUGACGUAUGCCUUCUUGUCUAUACAAGCUGCUAGACCCAAGUUCUACUUCGCAUGGACUUUAGCUGAUGCCAUCAACAACGCAGCAGGUUAUGGUUUUAAAGGUGUGGAUGAAGCUGGACAGGUAUCCUGGGACCUCAUCUCCAACAUCAGCAUCUGGGGGAUUGAGACAGCAACUAGUUUCAAGAAGUUCAUAGAUCACUGGAAUAUUCAGACUGGUGUGUGGCUCAAAACUGUGUGUUACGACCGUGCUCCUCGUUACCCCACAGCCCUGACCUUCAUCCUGUCAGCUCUAUGGCAUGGAGUUUACCCCGGAUACUACUUCACCUUUAUUACUGCUAUACCCAUCACACUGGCAGCGAGAGCUGUCCGUAAGAACGUCCGUCAGUAUUUCCUGUCCUCUUAUCCUGUGAAGCUUGUCUAUGACGUGGUGACCUGGGCCGCUACUCAGCUGUGUAUCUGCUACACCGUCAUGCCCUUCCUACUGCUGGCAGUAGAACCUACCAUGCAGUACUACAGGUCAAUGUACUUCCACAUUCACAUCAUCAGUAUUCUGACUGUGAUUGUACUGAGCCAGAGCCACAAACCAGGAGGCAGCAGUAGCAGCAACAACGGCACCAAGCCUGGACCGUACGAUCCUCAUCCCCAGGCCCAGCCUCAGCUCCAACCCUCCAACAACAACGUGAAAAGAAAGUGAAGUGUCCCUCUGUGUGUGGAGGCAGCCAGAGACCUGAAUGGGCCCACUGGGUCAGACAAAGACGUCUCUGUGGUUCCACAACAAAGAGAGAGCUCAGCGGGGUGUAGUGGGGCUCAGAGGGGCUCAGAGGGGCUGAGGGACUGUGCCUGCUGCCUGGUCUGCCUUGCAACCCUGUACUCCAACAACAUCCAAUACUUCUACUGCCAGGCUCCUACAAGGCCUCUCUCCUGUCCUGCUUGCCAAUUCUCUGUUCUUUUUUUCCAAGUGUGCACUUGUUCACUUCCCUUCAUGGAUCUGAAAGGAAAGGACUGGCAUACGAUCUGCCUCUAGUCCAGCCCAUAAACUCACCAAUACAAGACUUUUAAUUCAAUGUGUGGGAAGCUGGGUACAAGUGAGAAUGUAUACUUCAGGAGAAAUAUCUGAGAAUUGGACGGACGGACGGACGGAAGGAAGGAAGGAAGGAAGGAAGGAAGGAAGGAAGGAAGGAAGGAAGGAGAGAAAAAAAGAGAGCAAGCUAUAGCUCCUGGAAUUAGAAGUGGCUGGCCUAUUUCUUUACAUCUUAGGUCACUAGAUGUAGAUAUCAUGUCAAACAUGUUCAUAGCCUUACGGGUUAGUAAGAUAUUAAUGGUGUCUGUUUAUUGUCGUAUGAGUGCAGAAAACAAUAUCCCUCAGGAUGGCAGGUAGCCUCGAGGUUAGAGUGUUGGGCCAGUAACCGAGAUGAAAAAUAUGCCGCUGUGCCCUUGAGCAAGGCAUCUUUAAACCUGUUUGCUCCAGGGGCUCUCCUCACACAAUCCUUUCUAAAGACACGUCCCAAAUGGCACCCUAUUCCCUUUAUCGUCCAGAUGGGCCCUGGUCUAAAGUAGUGCCCUGGUCUAGAUGGACCCUGGUCUAAAGUAGUGCCCUGGUAGAGAUGGGCCCUAGUCCAGAUGGGCCCUGGUCUAGAUGGGCCCUGGUCUAAAGUAGUGCCCUGGUUCAGAUGGGCCCUGGUCUAAAGUAGUGCCCUGGUUCAGAUGGGCCCUGGUCCAGAUGGGCCCUGGUCUAAAGUAGUGCCCUGGUCUAAAGUAGUGCCCUGGUUCAGAUGGGCCCUGGUCUAAAGUAGUGCCCUGGUCUAAAGUAGUGCCCUGGUUCAGAUGGGCCCUGGUAGAGAUGGGCCCUGGUCUAAAGUAGUGCCCUGGUCCAGAUGGGCCCUGGUCUAAAGUAGUGCCCUGGUCUAAAGUAGUGCCCUGGUUCAGAUGGGCCCUGGUCUAAAGUAGUGCCCUGGUCCAGAUGGGCCCUGGUCUAAAGUAGUGCCCUGGUCUAAAGUAGUGCCCUGGUUCAGAUGGGCCCUGGUCUAAAGUAGUGCCCUGGUCCAGAUGGGCCCUGGUCUAAAGUAGUGCCCUGGUCCAGAUGGGCCCUGGUAGAGAUGGGCCCUGGUCCAGAUGGGCCCUGGUCUAAAGUAGUGCCCUGGUAUAGAUGGGCCCUGGUCCAGAUGGGCCCUGGUCCAAAGUAGUGCCCUGGUCUAAAGUAGCGCCCUGGUCCAGAUCGGGGGGCCCUGGUAGAGAUGGGCCCUGGUCUAAAGUAGUGCCCUGGUCCAGAUGGGCCCUGGUCUAAAGUAGUGCCCUGGUCCAGAUGGGCCCUGGUCUAAAGUAGUGCCCUGGUCCAGAUGGGCCCUGGUCCAGAUGGGCCCUGGUCUAAAGUAGUGCCCUGGUCUAAAGUAGUGCCCUGGUCCAGAUGGGCCCUGGUCUAAAGUAGUGCCCUGGUCUAAAGUAGUGCCCUGGUCCAGAUGGGCCCUGGUCUAAAGUAGUGCCCUGGUCCAGAUGGGCCCUGGUAGAGAUGGGCCCUGGUCCAGAUGGGCCCUGGUCUAAAGUAGUGCCCUGGUUCAGAUGGGCCCUGGUCUAAAGUAGUGCCCUGGUUCAGAUGGGCCCUGGUCUAAAGUAGUGCCCUGGUCCAGAUGGGCCCUGGUCUAAAGUAGUGCCCUGGUCCAGAUGGGCCCUGGUCUAAAGUAGUGCCCUGGUCCAGAUGGGCCCUGGUCUAAAGUAGUGCCCUGGUCCAGAUGGGCCCUGGUAGAGAUGGGCCCUGGUCCAGAUGGGCCCUGGUCUAAAGUAGUGCCCUGGUCCAGAUGGGCCCUGGUCUAAAGUAGUGCCCUGGUAGAGAUGGGCCCUGGUCUAAAGUAGUGCCCUGGUCUAAUAUGCUAAUAUGAAGAUUGUCUGGACGGACAAACACACCACACCACACACACACACUACACACACACACACACACUACACACUACACACUACACACUACACACCACACUACACACACACCACACACACACUACACACACCACACACACCACACACACCACACACACACACACUACACACACACACUACAGUACUAGUCAAGAUACCAUAAACUGUUUUAGCACCCAGACGGUUUGAAUUUGUCAGUUUUUUUAAUAUAAUUCCACCAAUCAAGUUAUUAACCAAUAUUAAGAGCAACACAAAAUAAAGGAAUGAAAUGACCAA